This is a messenger RNA of Oenanthe melanoleuca, 11776 nucleotides long. It is a transcript of the gene CCDC88A, whose product is annotated as coiled-coil domain containing 88A. The coding region runs from base 712 to 6870 and encodes 2052 amino acids. The record is from RefSeq and is a predicted model, not a curated record. The transcript is spliced from 32 exons. Gene Ontology annotation, biological process: cytoskeleton-dependent intracellular transport; cytoplasmic microtubule organization. NCBI's taxonomy places the organism in Eukaryota, Metazoa, Chordata, Aves, Passeriformes, Muscicapidae. Gene Ontology annotation, molecular function: microtubule binding; dynein light intermediate chain binding. Gene Ontology annotation, cellular component: centrosome; cytoplasm.
AGCGCGGGGGAAGGGCGAGGCUGCGGGGCCGGGCGGCGUGUGCCGGUCGUGCCGCUCUCUGGCGUCGUAGUUUAGUGGAAAAGGGAAGGGCUAGAAAAGGGAACUGAUUUAAAAUAGCCCCCGAUCCCUGCGGCGGCCGGCUCCCCGGCGGUGGCAUUGCGGGGGGCAGCGCGGCGCUGGUGCAAGCCCGGGGGGCUCGGCUGCCUGAGGGGCGGGGGGCGCUGCCCGAGCUCCGCUCGCCCGGGCUCGGGGCUUUUUUUGUGGGGAAGGGGCAGGAUGAGCCUGCGGAGUUUGGCUGGAAUUUCUCCUUCCUUUCUGAGGCGCUGCCGCUGCUGAAGCAGAUUUUUCCUUCCUCUCUCUUUUUUUUUUUUUUUUUUUUUUUUUGUCUGAUGCAGAAUCCCAGUAGCUAGGCAGCCUCCCUCUUUUCUUUCCUUCCUUCCUUCCACCCCUUCCCUAUGUAGGGAGAGGCAUCAAUGGAAAGGCUGAAAUAUGCGUAGAUGGACUUUCGGAUGCAUUUUUUCUUGAAAGAGGAAGACAAAUCCUGCUUGCCAGUGCACUCACUUUUGUUGCUGUUGCAUCGCUCGGUAAAAAUGGGGUUCACUCACUCCAGCUGAAUCCUUGGAGCAUUCCAGAGAGUUGCUGCAGUGAAGGACUUAUCCUUAAUUUUCUGCAUCAGAGGAGCUGCAUUGAUGUUAACCAUUUUUUUGUAAAAUGGAGAACGAGAUCUUCACACCCCUUCUGGAGCAGUUCAUGUCGAGCCCUCUUGUCACCUGGGUGAAGACGUUCGGGCCGCUGGCUGGAGGAAAUGGGACCAACCUGGAGGAAUAUGUGGCGCUGGUGGAUGGAGUGUAUCUGAACGAAGUCAUGCUGCAAAUCAAUCCAAAGUCUGCUAAUCAGAGGAUAAACAAAAAAGUCAACAAUGAUGCAUCAUUAAGGAUUCAAAAUUUGUCUGUUUUGGUGAAACAAAUAAAAACUUACUAUCAGGAGACUUUGCAGCAGUUGAUCAUGAUGUCUCUGCCAAAUGUGCUAAUAAUUGGCAAAAAUCCUUUUUCUGAGCCAGGUACUGAAGAAGUAAAAAAGCUCCUCCUGCUUUUGCUUGGUUGUGCAGUUCAGUGCCAGAAAAAAGAAGAAUUUAUUGAAAGAAUCCAAAGUCUGGAUUUUGAUACCAGAGCAGCUGUUGCAGCUCAUAUUCAGGAGGUAACUCAUAAUCAGGAAAAUGUGUUUGACCUGCAGUGGAUGGAUGUGAUUGUGCUGACACAAGAGUAUGUUGAGCCUCUCCUGAAAAAUAUGGCAUUGCAUUUAAAAAGACUUAUAGAUGAAAGAGAUGAGCACUCAGAGACCAUCAUCGAGCUGUCGGAGGAGCGGGACUGCCUGCGCUCGCUGCCGCACGCCGCGCCCUCGCCCUGCGGCUCCCCCGGCAUGAAGCGCACCGAGAGCCGGCAGCACCUCAGCGUGGAGCUCGCCGACGCCAAGGCCAAGAUCAGGAGGCUCAGGCAGGAGCUUGAGGAAAAGACUGAGCAGCUGCUUGACUGUAAACAAGAACUGGAGCAGAUGGAAGCUGAACUGAAGAGACUUCAGCAAGAGAACAUGAGCCUGCUGUCGGAUGCCCGCUCGGCCCGGGUGUACAGGGACGAGCUGGACGCGCUGCGGGAGAAGGCGAUCCGCGUGGACAAGCUGGAGAGCGAGGUCAGCCGCUACAAGGAGAGGCUGCACGACAUCGAGUUCUACAAAGCCAGGGUGGAGGAGUUGAAGGAAGACAAUCAGGUGCUGCUAGAAACCAAGACAAUGUUGGAAGAUCAACUGGAGGGGACCCGAGCCCGUUCAGAUAAACUGCACGAGUUGGAAAAAGAGAAUUUACAGCUGAAAGCGAAAUUGCAUGAUAUGGAGAUGGAGCGUGAUAUGGACAGAAAGAAGAUUGAGGAGCUCAUGGAGGAAAAUAUGACCCUAGAAAUGGCUCAGAAACAAAGUAUGGAUGAAUCUUUGCAUCUUGGCUGGGAGCUGGAGCAGAUAAACAGGACUACUGAACUUUCUGAAGUGCCCCAGAAAUCACUGGGCCAUGAGGUGAAUGAGCUGACAUCCAGCAGGCUACUGAAGCUGGAAAUGGAAAACCAAAGUUUGCUGAAGACAGUGGAGGAGCUGCAAGGUGCAGUGGGCUCUGUGGAAGGCAGCAGUUCAAGGAUUCUGAAAAUGGAGAAAGAAAACCAAAGACUUAGCAAGAAGCUUGAGGAGCUGGAGAAUGAAAUCAGCCAAGAGAAACAAAGUCUUCAGAACAGUCAAAAUCAGAGCAAAGAUUUGCUGAAAGAAAAAGCCCAGCUUGAAAAGACACUUGAAGCACUUCGAGAGAACUCCGAGCGACAAAUUAAACUCUUAGAACAAGAGAAUGAACACUUGAAUCAAACUGUGACUUCUCUGAGGCAGCGCUCACAAAUCAGUGCUGAGGCGAGAAUGAAAGAAAUUGAAAAGGAAAAUAAAAUCCUCCAUGAGUCUAUCAAAGAGACCAGCAGUAAGUUAAAUAAGGUUGAAUUUGAAAAAAAACAAGUCAGGAAAGAGCUGGAGCACUACAAAGAGAAAGGGGAGAGGGCAGAGGAAUUAGAGAACGAGCUGCAUCGUCUGGAGAAGGAAAACGAGUUAUUGCAGAAGAAAAUCACCAACCUAAAAAUCACUUGUGAGAAGAUUGAGGCCUUAGAACAAGAGAACUCUGACCUGGAGACUGAGAACAGAAAGCUGAAAAAAACCUUGGAUAGCCUGAAAAACCUCACUUUUCAAUUGGAAUCCUUAGAAAAGGAGAAUUCCCAACUCGACGAAGAAAAUUUAGAGUUACGGAGGACAAUUGAAUCCUUGAAGUGUACAAGCAUGAAAGUGGCACAGUUACAGUUAGAAAAUAAGGAGCUGGAGAGUGAAAAGGAGCAGCUCAAAAAAAGCCUUGAGCUGAUGAAAGCCUCUUUUAAGAAAACUGAACGCUUGGAAGUCAGUUACCAAGGCCUGGACACGGAAAACCAAAGGCUACAAAAAGCCCUGGAAAAUAGCAAUAAGAAGAUUCAGCAGUUAGAGAGCGAAUUACAAGAUUUAGAGACUGAAAAUCAGACCCUGCAGAAGAACUUAGAAGAGUUAAAAAUCUCCAGUAAGCGCCUGGAGCAGUUGGAAAAGGAGAAUAAGUUGUUAGAACAAGAGACUUCUCAACUGGAAAAGGAUAAGAAACAGCUGGAAAAGGAAAAUAAAAGGCUUCGACAGCAGGCAGAAAUUAAAGAUAGUACCUUAGAAGAAAAUAAUGUCAAAAUCAGCAAUCUGGAAAGGGAAAAUAAAUCUCUGUUUAAAGAAAUUGUUGUGUAUAAAGAGUCGUGUGUGCGCCUGAAAGAACUGGAAAAGGAAAACAAGGAGCUGGUGAAGAGAGCUACCAUUGAUAAGAAAACCCUGGUCACUUUGAGAGAGGACUUGGUGAAUGAGAAAUUGAAGACUCAACAGAUGAACAAUGAUCUGGAAAAACUGGCCCACGAGCUGGAAAAAAUUGGUUUGAACAAGGAGCGUCUCCUGCACGAUGAGCAGAGCAGUGAUGACAGUAGGUACAAGCUUUUGGAGUCCAAAUUAGAAUCCACUCUCAAGAAAUCUCUGGAAAUAAAAGAAGAAAAAAUUGCUGCUUUGGAAGCUCGUUUGGAAGAAUCAACAAAUCUGAACCAGCAGCUACGUCAGGAGCUGAAAACAGUGAAGAAGAACUAUGAAGCUCUCAAGCAAAGACAAGAAGAGGAAAGGAUGGUUCAGAAUUCUCCUCCAAGAAGUGGAGAAGAAAAUCAGUCUGUCAAUAAGUGGGAGAAGGAAAAUCAGGAGACUACAAGAGAAUUACUGAAAGUUAAAGAUAGAUUAAUCGAGGUGGAGAGGAAUAAUGCGACGCUGCAGGCAGAGAAGCAGGCGCUGAAAACGCAGCUGAAGCAGCUCGAGACACAGAACAACAACCUGCAGGCUCAGAUCCUGGCCCUGCAGAGACAGACUGUGUCCCUGCAGGAGCAGAACACAACUCUGCAAACUCAGAAUGCCAAGCUGCAGGUGGAGAACUCCACGCUGAACUCGCAGAGCACGUCGCUGAUGAACCAGAACGCGCAGCUGCAGAUCCAGCAGUCGGCCCUCGAGAGCGAGAGCGAGGCGGCGCUGAAGGAGCGCGAGGAGCUGCGGGCGCUCUACGAGGCGCUGCUCAGGGACCACGAGCGCCUGGAGCAGCUGCACGAGCGCCAGGCCGCCGAGUACGAGUCCCUCAUCAACAAGCACGGCAGCCUCAAGGCAGCCCACAAGAACCUGGAGCUGGAGCACAAGGACCUGGAGGACAGGUACAAUCAAUUGCUGAAACAAAAAGUGCAGCUGGAAGAGCUGGAGAAGGUUCUGAAGACAGAGCAGGACAAAAUGCUGCAGCAAAGUGAGAAACAUGAGACUGUGGCAGCAGAAUAUAAAAAGCUUCGGGAUGAAAAUGAAAGGCUCAGUCACACGUACAGUCAGCUCCAGAGGGAGAAUGAAGUGCUCCAAACUGACCACAAGAAUCUGAAAACAUUGUUGAACAAUUCCAAACUGGAGCAAACACGCUUGGAAGCUGAGUUUUCCAAACUGAAAGAGCAGUACCAGCAACUGGAUAUUACAUCAACAAAGCUAAAUAAUCAGUGUGAGCUGCUCAGCCAACUUAAAGGAAACCUGGAGGAGGAAAACAGACACCUGCUGGAUCAAAUCCAGACCUUAAUGCUGCAGAACAGAACUUUACUGGAGCAGAACAUGGAAAGCAAGGAUCUCUUCCAUGUGGAGCAAAGGCAGUACAUCGACAAACUAAAUGAGUUGAGGCGGCAGAAGGAGAAACUGGAGGAGAAGAUAAUGGAUCAGUACAAAUUUUAUGAGCCAUCUCCACCAAGAAGGAGGGGCAACUGGAUCACGCUGAAGAUGAGGAAGCUGAUCAAGUCCAAGAAGGACGGGAACCGCGAGCGCCUCAAGUCGGUGACGCUGACGCCCACGCGCUCCGAGUCCAGCGAGGGAUUCCUGCAGCUGCCCCACCAGGACAGCCAGGACAGCUCCUCUGUGGGCUCCAACUCCCUGGAGGAUGGGCAGACCCUGGGCACCAAAAAGAGUAGCAUGGGUGCACUGAAAAGACUGCCCUUUUUGAGGAACAGACCGAAGGAAAAAGACAAAAUGAAGGCCUUCUACCGUCGCUCCAUGUCCAUGAAUGACCUGGUGCAGUCCAUGGUCCUGGCAGGAGGACAAUGGACAGGUAGUUCUGAGCAUCUGGAGGGUCCUGAUGAUAUAUCCACGGGUAAAAGGAGGAAGGAAUUGGGAGCUAUGGCCUUCUCCACUACAGCUAUCAACUUUGCCACUGUCAACUCCUCCACAGGCUUCAGAUCCAAGCAGUUGCUAAAUAAUAAAGAUACUACAUCCUUUGAAGAUGUAAGUCCACAAGGUAUUAGUGAUGAUUCUAGUACAGGAUCAAGAGUUCAUGGAGUACAGGACUUUAUCUGUGCAGAUGCUCUUGCUCCUCCUGUCCGUGGCAUUCCAGCCCUGUGCAGGGUUCCCUGUCAGAUCUGUUCUUCCAGACCAGCCAGCCUUGAUAGUGGCAGGACAUCCACUAGCAAUAGCAAUAACAAUGCUUCACUCCAUGAAGUCAAAGCAGGUGCACUGAACAGCCAGAGCAGGCCCCAGAGCCACAGCAGUGGGGAGUUCAGCCUGCUGCACGAGCACGAGGCCUGGUCCAGCAGCAGCAGCAGCCCCAUCCAGUACCUGAAGGGACACAGCAGAGGCAGCCCUGUGCUCCAGCACAGGACACCUGAGAGCUGUGGCAAACACACCAAAACAGGCUCCCCUGGCAGUGAAGUGGUCACCCUGCAGCAGUUCCUGGAAGAAAGCAACAAGAGUAACUCCAGUGAGAUGAAGUCUGCGAGCGAGGAGAACCUUUUGGACGAGGUGAUGAGGAGCUUGUCGGAGUCGGCGGAGCUGGCAGGGAGGGAGAAGCUGCGCAAGCAGCCGGGGGCUGCCUGUGGGAUCGUCAGGUCCCUGAGCGUCAGGAACACGGGGGAUUUCUCAGAUGGACGGUCCCUGAAGGCAGAGCAGCUGGUGAGGCCCGGCCUCAGGAAGGCUGAAGAUCUGUGCUUCAGCAGCUCCCCCAUCAAGUUCACGCCCGGCGCCCCGGGCAAGGCGCGGUCCGUGAAGGAAAAGAUACAAGCGACUGUGAGCCAGCGACAAUCCAGGGACUGCAACCCCUACGCCACCUUACCUCGUGCCAGCAGCGUGAUUUCCACGGCGGAAGGAACCACCCGAAGGACCAGCAUCCACGACUUUUUGUCCAAGGACAGUAGGCCGCCCGUGUCCGUGGAUGCAGCGCCGGCCCCGGCCGACAGGAGUGCUCCGCCCAGCUCCAGUGAGUACCCGGCACUGCGGGUGUCCUCUCCCUGUGUUCACUGUGUGCCUGCCGGGGGGGAGGCAGCUCUCCCGCUCGCACCACGCCCUGCGGGAGGCGGCUGCGAGCUUCCCAAGCCUUCCAGGCUGGAAAGGCCAGGUUGUCGAGAGAGGACUGUGCCGAGCGCGCGCGUGUUCUGGGAUAAGGGCAGCGGCUCCGGGAGCGGCAGCGCCGGUUCCUUCGCUGCGCCCCAGCCCUUCCUGUCCCUCAACACCGAGCUAGUCAGCAAUAUCAGCGGGCUGCCCCCGAGACCCGCCUCCAAAGCAGCUGAUCAGGCCAGCGUGUCGGCCUUCAGGUCGGUGCUGAGGGGGCAGGAACAGCCUGGUGCUGCUCCGAAGGCACCGGGAGACCCGCGGGCAGACGCUGUCCCUGCCCCCGGCGCCAGCGAGCCGCAGCCCCCGCUGCUGGUCUCGGAGGAUAACCAGACCCUGUGGUAUGAGUAUGGCUGUGUAUGAAAGCUGUGUUGUUACAUAUAUAUAUUUAUGUGCCCAACAUGCCAUAGAGGUGUUCUCCACGUCCGCUGGAUGAGAGAGGAAACUCCCUUCCAAUGAAGGAAUGCUUCUGGUUUAUCCGCGGGGCUGCCGUUCCCUGCGGACUGUGGCAUGUUUGAAUGUGGAAUUGUAACCCCACCAAAGCCUGCAUGAAACAUUAAUUGCACUGUGUAUAUUUUGCAUGCCUUUAUAAUGCAAGCUCUUAUUUUUAUUUGUCACGCAUUGCAAAUGUUUUGGUGUUUUUCCUGUUGGUUCCUGCUGCAUGUUAAAGCGAGCGCAUGGGAACAGCAUUCCUGGGACAAGGACAGCACUGCCAGUGGUGCUCCAGCUCUCAGCUCUCAUCAUCUGCUUGGAGAGAAAAACCUUUUUUUUCCCCCUCUUCUUUCACAGAAAGGAACGUUUGGAGAGAUCUCAGUCUCUUUACCCUUUGUAAAUGCACGAGGAGCAGGUGCCAAUAAUCCAAGUAAUUCAGUGCCUCUAGUUUGCACAGUAAACCUUAAUUACUGUCCAUACUGAGUAAUAAACACACAGACCAUUCAUAAUCCUGAACAGAAAUGAUAAUUCUUACAAAGAGGUGAUAAGUAGUCUCAUGAUGCACAGCACUUGUCAUGAAAAAAUGACCUUUUCCACCUUUUCCCUUUGGUCUGCUUUGUCUUUCCAGUCGUGGGUGCAACUGUGAUGAAGUGUUUGCUUUUAUCAGGGGUCAAAUAACAGGCUCCUUAUGAUGUACAGGAAUAAAAAACUGCCUUGAGUACGGUGGAAGUUCAUUUUUUCUUGCCAACGGGAAGUAAAGAACAAAUGGUGUAACAAAAUAACAGAAAAUGUUAAAUUAACAGUUAAAUAAAAGAAGAAACAACAAAGUUGCUUGCAAGGUUAUGGGAGGAUAUGAAUUCUUCAGCAAAUAACUCAUUGAAUUCCAGAUGAGCAGCUAAAGAGAAAUGCUGAAUUAAUUGAAGUGCCACUGUUUCUGCAUGUACUUGAAACUUCUCAAUGGUAAAUUUCAACAGAGUUUAAAAUUGUGUCAUAUUUAAGCUAAAAUUACAGGGCUUUGGACACAAGCACUUCUUUGCAAGAGGACAUUGGUUGUGCCAGUUGUGGGAGCUAAAAUACGUUACCAAAAACUUGAAUGACAGUUUAGCUAGAGGGAAAAUAAUUCAAAUUGAAAAUAUGUAUUGAAAGCAACAAAUGUCACAUUCCAUUUUGUACAAUUGCAUUUGUUCUGCCAGCAGUUUUGUGGCAGUCUCAGAACCACUGUGUGGGCUGAACUUUUAAUUCCUUAGUGCUUAAUUAGGGAGGGGCAGUGAUUCCAUAGCUCCCCAAGGAAGAGCAGCAGAUAUCCCAUGUGGGAGUCUGGAAGAGCUCUGUUUUCUAUGGGAUGGGAAGCCCUGCAUUUCAGGAGCAAGGGGAGGGUAUUGAAUGUUUGUGGAGAAUAAAAUGGCUGUUUGGGGUUGUGACACUGUCCUUCCCCAGGUCUGCACAUUGGGCUGAUAAAUCUCUCGCCCUUCCCAGUGCUGGGUCAGUUAUUGCUGUGUUCCCUCUGGAACUAUCUCAGCAGCAAAAGACUGAGAAAUCUGAGAUAUAUAACCUUAAUUUCACACACAUUGACUGUCACAGAGCAAGACCAGUGUUGUGGGCUUGGGUCAUGCUAUUUGACUCCAGUUAAUCUGCAUUUAUGUUGGGAUUAGGUGGGAGGUGAGAGCACUGAUAUCCCAAGCAAUGUGUGCACAUUUUGCAGUUAUUUAAGGAAUUACAAUCCUAGCUCUGAGAGCACUUAGUACAAACGCACCUGUGCUGCCAGGGCCUGGUUUUUGCUCCCUGUGCCCUGCAGAGACAGUGGGCAGAACAAGGUGCAGCUCUGGCUGCAGGAGCCUGGAGUGCUGCUGCCUCCUCUUGCUCAGGUCCUUAGACAGUCACACCUGCAAAAACUUGCAGUAUUGUCCCUCUCACACCCCAAGGGCUUUGGAAUAGCCAAGCAUGAGUGUCCUGGAGCACUAGUGCCCCCAAUCUGCUGGAGUUGGAGACUAACCUUGUCCAGCUCAAGCCACUCUGCACUGCUUUAUAAAUGUGCAAUGAAUUGCAUUUCAGUUCUGAGUUUUGCUCCAGUGAGUUGGGCAGCAGCAGAAGUGUUCUGCAAGUGAGUGUUUAAUGGCUCUGAGUAAUGAUUUAACCAACCUUUGUUUGUUACAUAUGAAAGAAAAUGUUGUCAUGGACAGAAGGAUCUUGUUUUUUUUCUCCACUUUUUGGUCUUUAACAAGAACUUCAUGGAUGUCUAUGUUCAGAUAGUGGAAGGUUCCAUGGGAUUCUUCCCAUUCCCAAAUCCCUGCUUCUCCUCAUCCAUGUGCAUGGCAGGCUGUGAAACACAUGGAGCUCUUGCUCAUUCCUUGUGCUGAGUUUGGACUUUGCAUGACCCUGAUGAACACUAAAUGUGUGGCUGCUGCCCAGGAAGGUUUUGUUGUUCAGGCUCAGCCCUUUGCUCACAGCUGAGGUUUGCCUGGCUCAGGGUUUGCCUGGUGCUUUGCUUUCAGUGACUGGUGCAUUCAGAUGCUGCAUUUUGCAUGUUGGGGCUGUUGCAUGCAAAGGCAGUUUUGUGGUUUGUGGAACUGAAUGUGAACCUCUGUCAGUGUGCAGCAGGUCAAGCUACAGUGAAGAGUUCUCUGCUGGGGUCAGUCAGCUGUGAUUGCACCUCACUGUUGCUUCUGCUUUCCAUUCAUGCAGAAAUGCAGGGUUGGUGCAGCUAAAGGUGACACUUGCCUGACUGUGCCUUUGUGAGUGACACCUGGCUGCUGUAAACGCUGAGGUGAAUGUCAGUGAGUGUAGCUGAGCAGGCACUUGCAGUGAGUUUCUUCUGUCCCUCUCCUCUGUCCUUUCCUCUUAAAAGCAACCAGAAAGUGUUUAUGUAUCCUUUUGCUCUCCUAAUGAGUAGAAUGUGUUUUGAUGCAUGAGGGUUUUUUUAUUAUUAUUAUUCAUGUCCUGAUAAACACAAUGAAUAACCUGAAAUGCUUUUCUCUGCAGAUGUGGAAGCUAUCCCAGAAAGCAGAAAUUCAAAAAGCAGGUCUAGGGAGCAACAAAGCUCCUAAUUCUAUUACCCACUACCUGAGCUGUGGGCCAAGUGGUGAGUUUCCUGCCCAGCCUGUAAAUGAGAUGAAUUUCAUUUACAACAAACUAACAGCAUUCCAUCUCAGCCCCAGAGCACAUUGCAUUAACCAGAUGUAAAUCCUGCUUGCUUACCUGCCUUCUGUUUUACUCACUCCUUAGGCCAGGAGGGUGGCUCUCCAGAGCUUCUUCCAGAGGCAGGGAACCUCAUCCUGUUUAGCCUCUAAAAUUGACUUUUAUUUUUAUUUUUCCAAUCACCCGAAGAAAAAAGUUGAAAGAAACCCCAUUAAGAAAUAAUACUGAAGUCAGUUUUUAGACAGGGACAGGUAAAUCUGAAAAAUAAGUUGAACAAAACUCAGAGUAUUCAGUACCCCACAGAAUCUGCCUUUUUUAUAAAGCUUGUUUUUGGUGUUCUCUCCUCUUCUUGACUUCCCUGAGGCCCUUUGGUGCAUGCUGUUAGUGCUGUUAGUGACUGAACUCUGUGUUGUGCCUCUACACCUGAAGCUUUUUCUUACACUCUUUUCUCUUUCUGCCUUUCAACUGCACACAGAGAGAAAAGUGUCCUUCAGUAUCUCAGUGUGAAGCCUUUAUAUCUGAAGUAACAAGACAGCGACUGUAGGAAUCAUUAAUAAAAAUUAAGGGAAUUUUUUACAUUCUUCGUGACUAGAGCAGGCAAGAAAUAAAAACCUACCUACCUACCUUCCUUCCUUGAAUCAAGGAGCUCUACUGGAGUCUACUGCCGAAAAUGUGUAGAUGGUCUUAGGAAUUAUUGCACAUUGCACUGUUAAGAUCUACUGAAUAAAGGACAGUUCUCAUCUCCCUAAGGACCAAGGAUUUUAAGGUCUCAAGAAUUACUCCAGGGAAAAAAAAAAAAAAAAAAAAAAAAAAAAAAAAGCAAACAAAAAGCAAAACUUCUUUCAUCUUCUGUUUUUGAAAUUAGCCACUGAUUUGCUUAAGCUUCUGCUAAUAAUUAGCCAAAAACCCCCCAAACUAGCAGUUUCUAUUUACGUCUGUAAAUCUAAAGGAAAUGCUGUAGAGUUUUGUUGAAAUGGACUGUAUAUACAGAUACAAAAACCUCACAGCUACUGGCACUUCACUGCCUUAUUUGGUUAGCAUAAUCUGCAUGAAAUUGCUCUUAAGAAAGUUGAUGCUGAUUUUUGUUGCAUACUGCAAGAGAAAAAUUUGUUUACAUCCAUGGAAAAGCUCGGUAACAGAAGUGGGAGUCAUGGGAUAAUGGUAUUAUAGAAACAUUGUUUGUCCUUUGUGUUUUUCACAUUCCCAAGUUACUCUGCAUAUGUAUGUUCAGAUGUUUCUGACAGGAAACUGUCUGGUUUUUUACAACUUUUAUUUUAAUAUAAGGCUGUUUUCCACAAAUGCCAUUUCCAGGAUAAGACUGUCUUACAAUGUUUGUGUAUUGACUAAUUUUUUAUUUUUUUUUUUUACUGUUUGUCUUUUGACAUGAGCUGAUUGUGGCUUAGGAGGUUUCUUGAUGGCAAAAAGAAAUGUAAAUAAUAUCAUAUGCAUUUUACAAUCAGUUCCCUCUAAGGUUAUUUUUUGCUAGAUACAUUUUGUUCAUUAUUGAUUUAUAUUAAAGUUGACAAAUGUUAUUGGUACAUUUGGUGGUUGCAUAUAUUUGUCUGGAAAGAUUUGCAGCGAGCUCAGAGGAAGUGGACAGGAACUGAGACCCAAAACGAGUGGUUCUAUUUUAUUAAAGCCAGUAAGCACAUUCCUUUCCUCAUGUGAAGGGUUGAGUUCCCUGUGUCACCUCCCAGUGUCC